GGGGCUGUUCCGUUUUCCUAGUAAAACCCCUGAAAAAAGGGGGAAACCGUCCCUACGGGUAGCUCCACCCCCGACCCCCCAAACCGCCGCGCUCCACCUUUCAGACCCCCCGCAGCAGGGACUGAAACUUCUUCUUCUUCUUCUUUUUUUUUAAUUUUUUUUUUUGGGGUUAAAUUUUUGGGAAUCGCACUAAAAACACAAGGAAAUACUGACGACGCUGGGGGUUUCCACACAGCAGAUCCUCGGGGAUUACAAUAAACCAGGGCAAUGGAUAACUUCUUCACAGAGGGUGAUCGGGUGUGGUUACGGGAGGAUGAGCAGUGCCUGCCCUGCACCGUGUCCUCGUGCUCUGGGGGGGUGGUCGCCUUCGCCACAGACUACGGCCAGGUGUACACCUACAAGCAGAAUGCCCUGAGCAGACAGAAGGUGCAGCCCAUGCACCACAGCAGCAACAGGGGGGUGGAGGACAUGGUGGCGCUCGAGGACCUCCACGACGGCGCAAUCAUGCACAACCUCUUCCUGCGCUACCAGCAGAGACACAUCUACACCUACAUCGGCUCCAUCCUGGCGGCGGUGAACCCUUACCAGCCGCUCCCCGGCCUGUACGAGCGGCCGGCCGUGGAGCUCUACAGCCGACACCACCUCGGAGAAAUCUCCCCGCACAUCUACGCCGUGGCCAACGAGUGCUACCGCUCGCUGUGGAGGAGGCUGCAGAACCAGUGUGUCCUGAUCAGCGGAGAGAGCGGCGCUGGGAAGACAGAAAGCACCAAGCUGAUCCUGAAGUUCCUGUCGGCCAUGAGCCAGCACUCCCUGGAGGUCUCGUCCAGAGACAGGACGUCCUAUGUGGAGGAGGCGCUGCUGGAGAGCAGUCCCAUCAUGGAGGCCUUCGGGAACGCCAAGACCGUCUACAACAACAACUCCAGCCGCUUUGGGAAGUUUGUCCAGCUGCAUUUCAGCCAGAAGGGCAACAUCCAGGGAGGCCGAAUCACUGACUACCUUUUGGAAAAGAACCGAGUGGUUCGGCAGAACCCGGGAGAGAGGAACUACCACAUUUUCUACGCCCUGUUGGCCGGAACCAACGCGCAGCAGAGAGAGGCGUUUGGGUUGAGCCAGCCUGACAGCUACCAUUACCUGAGACAGUCCAGCUGCGUCGCUGAUAAGACGAUCAACGACCACGGCACCUUUCAGGAUGUUCUGAAUGCAAUGCGAACGAUGCAGUUCACAGAGGAGAACAUCGGGGAGAUCCUGCGCCUCCUGGCCGCGAUCCUGCAGGCGGGGAACAUCGAGUUCAUGACGGCCGGAGGAGCCCAGGUCUCCUCCAAAUCAGCAGCUCUCAGCCGGACGUCCGACCUGCUGGGGCUGACCCCAGAUCAGCUCGCCGAAGUCCUGACCCACCGGUCCAUGAUCCUCAGGGGCGAGGAGAUCUGCACCCCGCUCACUGUGGAACAGGCAGUGGACUCCAGGGACUCCAUGGCCAUGGCACUUUACUCUCAGUGUUUCAACUGGAUCAUCCGCAAGCUCAACAACCGCAUCAGGGGCAAAGAAGACUUCAAAUCCAUCAGCAUCCUCGACAUCUUUGGAUUCGAGAACUUUGAGGUCAACCGCUUUGAGCAGUUCAACAUCAACUAUGCAAAUGAGAAGCUUCAGGAAUAUUUUAACAAGCACAUUUUCUCCCUGGAGCAACUUGAAUACAACAAGGAAGGCCUGGUUUGGGUCGACAUCAACUGGAUGGACAACGGAGAGUGUCUGGAUCUGAUUGAGAAGAAACUGGGUCUCCUGGCACUGAUGAAUGAGGAGAGUCACUUCCCCAAAGCCACAGACGACACCUUACUGGAGAAACUCCACAACCAGCACUCAAAAAACUCGUUCUAUGCGAAACCACGCGUUGCCGUGCACAACUUCGGAGUCAGGCACUAUGCAGGAGAGGUGUUGUACGACGUGAGGGGGAUGUUGGAGAAAAACAGAGACACUUUCAGAGACGACAUCCUCAACCUGCUGAGGGAGAGCAGGUUGGACUUUGUCUACGAUCUGUUUGAACACGUGUUGAGCCGAAACAAACAGGACACCCUGAAGAGCACCAAGCACCGACGGCCCACAGUCAGCUCCCAGUUCAAGGAUUCUUUGCACUCCCUGAUGGCCACACUCAGCACUUCCAACCCCUAUUUCGUUCGUUGCAUCAAACCAAAUACACACAAGAUGCCUGACCAGUUCGACCAGACGUUGGUUCUGAACCAGCUCAGAUAUUCUGGCAUGUUGGAGACGGUCAAGAUUCGACGCACCGGCUUCCCCAUCCGGAGACCUUUCCAAGACUUCUGCUCCAGGUACAAGGUGUUGAUGCGGGGCGUGAUGAAGGCGGAGGACCCCAAGGGGAGCUGCCUCCAGCUGCUGCACCUCUACGACAGCAGCAGUUCAGAGUGGCAGCUGGGAAAGACCAAGGUUUUUCUUCGGGAGUCUCUGGAGCAUCGCCUGGAGAAGCAGAGGGAGAUGGAGGUGCUGAGAGCAGCCAUGAUCAUCCAAGCCCACGUCAUGGGCUACAUGGCCAGGAAGCAAUACAGGAAGCUGCUGCACUGCAUUGUGGUCAUUCAGAAGAACUAUCGGGCUUUCUACUGGAGGAGGAAGUUCCUGCUCCUCCGCUGGGCAGCGCUCACCUUCCAGAAACGUGUGCGAGGCCAGCUGGCCCGCCAGGCUUUCAGCCAGCUGCUGGAGGAGAAGAAGAGGAGGGAGGAGGAGGAGCGCUGCAGGAGGAUGGAGGAGGAGAUGGAGAGGGAGAGACGGAGGCUGGAGGCGGAGAGACUCGCCAGGGAGCACGUGGAACGGCGCGGUGCUUUUAAAAAAGACGAGCCCUCCUGUGGUUUGGGAAAGCAGGAGGCUCUGAAGCAGGGCUGGCUGCACAAGAAAGGAGGGGGCUCAUCGACGCUGUCUCGCCGGAACUGGAAGCGCCGCUGGUUCGUGCUGCGGCAGAGCAAGCUCAUGUACUUUGAGAAUGACGGCGAGGACAAGAUGAAAGGGGUGCUGGAUAUGCAUAACGCAAAAGAAAUCAUUGAUAACACCGGGAAGGAGAAUGGAAUCAACAUCGUGAUGCCAGAGAGGACUUACCACCUGAUCGCUGAGUCGGCCGAGGAUGCCAGCCAGUGGUUCAGCGUGCUGAGUCAGGUCCACGGUUCGACAGAACAGGAGAUCAGAGAGAUGCACGAUGAGCAGGCCAACCCCCAGAAUGCUGUGGGCACGUUGGAUGUGGGGAUGAUCGAUUCAGUCUGUGCAUCAGAUAAUCCGGAGAGGCCGAACUCCUUCGUCAUGAUCACGGCGAACCGCGUGCUGCACUGCAACGCCGACACGCCCGAGGAGAUGCACCACUGGAUCACUCUGCUGCAGCGCUCCAAGGGAGACACGCGCGUCGACGGCCAGGAGUUCAUCAUCCGAGGCUGGUUGCACAAAGAGAUGAAGAACAGCACCAAAGCCUCGCUGAAGCUGAAGAAGCGCUGGUUCCUGCUUACCCACAAUUCCCUGGACUACUAUAAGAGCUCCGAACGUAACGCCCUGAAGCUGGGAACGCUGGUGCUGAACAGUCUCUGCUCGGUGAUCCAGCCGGACGAGAAGGUCUUCAGAGACACCGGCUACUGGAACGUGAUCGUGUACGGCCGUAAACACUCGUACCGUCUCUACUGUAAGCUUCUGAACGAGGCCACGCGUUGGGCCACCGCCAUCCAGAACGUCAUCGACGCCAAAGCUCCCAUCGACACGCCCACCCAGCAGCUGAUCCAGGACAUCAAGGAGAACUGUCUGAACUCGGAGGUGGUGGAGCAGAUCUACAAGAGGAACCCCAUCCUCCGCUACAGCCACCACCUGCUGCACUCACCGCUGCUGCCACUGCCCUACGGAGACAUCCACCACACCGCUUUGAGAAGCCGAAGCUACACGACGCUGCAGGACGAAGCCCUCAAAGUGUUCAGCUCUCUGCAGCACCUGGAGGGCGUGGCCGACCCGGUGCCCAUCAUCCAGGGCAUCCUGCAGACCGGCCAGGAGCUCAAACAGCUGCGGGACGAGCUCUACUGCCAGCUGGUGAAGCAGACGACGCGGCCGCAGCAGCCCGGCAGCCCCGCGAACCUCUGCAGCUGGAAGAUCCUGGCCUGCAUGUCCUGCACCUUCAUCCCCACCAGGAGCAUCCUCAGAUACCUCAAGUUCCACCUGAAGAGGACUCGAGAGCUCUUCCCCGGCUCGGAGAUGGAUCGUUACGCCGCCUUUGCCCUCGACUCCCUUAAGAAGACUCGAGCCCGGGAGAACAUCCCGUCCCAGGAGGAGAUCCGUGCCAUCGUUGCCCAGCAGGACAUGAGCACCACCGUCCAUUGCCACGGAGGAGGCUCCUGCAAGAUCACCAUCAACUCACACACAACAGCCGGAGAGGUGGUGGAGAAGCUGAUCCGAGGCCUGGCCAUGGAGGACAGCAGGAACAUGUUCGCCCUGUUUGAACAGAACGACACCACAGAGAAAGCCAUCGAGAGCCGCACGGUGGUGGCCGACGUGCUCGCCAAGUUUGAAAAGCUUUCAGCCAGCCAAGACGAAAACAACACGGGCUGGAAGUUUUACUUCAAGCUCUACUGCUUCUUGGACACAGACAACGUUCCCAAAGACAGCGUGGAGUUUGCCUUCAUGUUCGAACAGGCCCACGAAGCGGUCAUUCGCGGUCAGUAUCCGGGCCCUGAGGAGACGCUUCAGUUCCUGGCUGCCCUCAGACUGCAGUACCUCCAGGGAGAUCACAGCUCCCAGGCCACCAUCCCCGAGCUGUCCCAGGUGUUCCCCAUGGCGCGGUUGCGGGCCCGCGUGCAGAACUCUGCCAAGACGUUCGCUCCGGGCUCUGGCUCGGUGGCCGACCGCUCGGGGACUUCGGAGAGGAAGCGCUCGAGCUUCCUGGAGGGAACGCUGAGGCGGAGCUUCAGGAGCGGCUCGCUGAGUCGGCAGAAGCUGGAGGAGGAGAACAGCCUGGAGGCGUGGAUGAGGGAGGAGGCGGCGGCCGUGAGAACCAGCGUGAUGGACAAGUGGAAGAAGCUGCAGGGGAUGAACCAGGAGCAGGCCAUGGUCAAAUACAUGGCUGUGGCGAAGGAGUGGCAGGGAUACGGAUCCACGCUGUUCAACGUGGAGUGUCGGGACGGAGCUUUCCCCUUCGAACUGUGGUUGGGCGUGAGCCGGGAGGCGAUAUCGGUGUACAAACGAGGAGAGCCCUGGCCUCUGGAGGUUUUCCCGUAUGAACAGAUUCUCUCCUUCGGCGCUCCGCUGGCCAACGCCUACAAGAUCGCCGUUGAGGGCCGAGAGCUGGUCUUUGAAACGCAAAUGGUCAUGGACAUCGCCAAGCUGAUGAAGGCCUACAUCAGCAUGAUUGUCAAAAAGCGCUACAGCAACUGUCAGUCCGUCAGCAGCCAGGGCAGCCAGUGUACCGCCUGGUGAACACCGCCCUUUAACCUUUUGCCUCAUGGCAGCUUACCGCGGUGCCACACAGCGUCGAGCGUGGUCGCAGCGGGCCGUGAAUGGACGCCCAUCCACUGCGCUCUGGCGAAAGCAGCUCGUACAUUUGACAUGUCAGACUGACUCUGUGAAUGGUGACGACAAACCAAAAUGCUCUUAAUGUUAACUAGCUCACGUACUUUUUGGGGGUUUUAUUCCAAAACAAUAAACAGCCACUUCUGAUAGAUCAGAACCGUAAAAGAAACACAGUGAGCUACAAUUUCAAGCCGGGAGAACCAGUUUUUUAGAUGUAGUAUGAACCAUUUGAACAGUGUCUCAGGUCAAAGACAACAACUACAAGACUAAACCGUUUGAAUCAGAUGUCUUUGGUUGCCAGCUUUUUCAACCUCUCUCCAAUCAAACAAGCUACUUGACUCAUGUAACUUUUACACUGACAACACCACAAGCUGACAUUACUUACAGUGCCUGGGUUAUAGGUUUGGGUUUAGAGUUAAUCCUAAUCCUAAUUAUCAAAGGGGCAAAAACAUAUACAUUUACCUCAGUGUCCUUUUUAAUAAGUAUAGUAACAUUUCAUUCAUUAGUUUGCCUCCUGAAGCCAAGAUGGGCUCAUAAACCUUGACACUAAGGUUACACAGACUCAGAAAUGACAUGUCAAGGAAAAGCUCAUUGUGGAACUGGCUCUAGUGGCUGGAACUCUGCACCAAGGCUGAAUUUUGGAAAAUAGACUUCAGAUACAGUAUUAGGGGACCACUAAGGUCUAUAUAAAAGAGACUUGAGAUACAGGAUCAGGGACCACUAAGGUCUAUCUAAAAGCCUCCAAAGAGCACCAUGUCAUGGGACCUUUAACAAAUGCAUGUAAAGGAUGGUCUGAGAUAACACAAUGUUGUGUUCAACAGCAAUAACCCAGAUAUUUAUCCAUGUAUCUAAGUCCAAUAUCAAAAUAUAACUGCAUCAAAAUCAAGUGGCCCAUAGCAUCAACAAGAACAAAUGAAAUGAAGGCUGUUAAUUUAGUCAUUUGACGACACAAAUAUACACAAUUUAUCCAAAUGUUCCUCUGAUGCCUAGUGGACUCCUGAUAUAGCUAAUGCAACAAAUACAACUUUUCCACUGUUUUUCAAACCAAAGACGGUUUAGCACAACCUUAUCUUCUCAACCAGUUCUCAUUUAGUCCAAGUUUUCUCCACAAGUGGGGAUGUGUCUUGUUUUGGAAUAAAACUGUUAAUUUCUACCUGAUGCUAAUGUACUGUGACAACACAAGGACUGUUGUUGCAGGAUGGGGCUAUUUGUUACUGAGGUUUUUGUUUGUGUGGCUGUGUCUGUGUGUGAGUUUUAAGAGGCGUGUGUCUAUGUGUCAAAACGUAAAAAAAAACAACUAAAGAAAAGCAGAGAAGAUGAAGAAAAUAGUUAAAAGACUUUUCCUCUGCUUUGGAGAACUCUGGAACUUGACCUAUACAGACUUUAUCCAGGAUGAUCUGUUCACUGUAAAUAGUAUGCGACUGUACUCAUCUUAAGCAUUUCAGGUUUGUGAUUGAUUGUUUUGGAUUGAUUUGCUGAUAAGGUCACACAAGUGCCUGUUUCAACUAAAGCAGGAAGAACUACACUAAAAUCUGAUUUUGUCUUAUCGAUGCCACUCUUGUUCCAGAAUCUGGAAGGUGCUCCCAUGUUCCCUUUAUGUACUUUUGCACUGCAGAAUCUGUCCAGCUACGCAAGUCAUUCAAGCUAAACUCAAAAAUGGUUUUCUUGUAACAAAUCACAUCAGUUUGUUGAUAGCGAAGGCAUACGUCAUAACAUCCCUGCAGCCGUAGUUUUCUGCGUAAGCCCCGUGAACUCGUUGCAACGUGCCAGUGAUCUGCCUCAGAUUGGACGCUGUUCACUCCCGAAAAGCAGCAAUUUUAUCACAUUCACGCUCUAAAUCAAGGCGCCCCAGUGCUGUAGCUUGACUAGUUCUUAGCCAAAUUGAAAGCAAUGAAUGACAAAACUAAUACGGCUACAAGACACUGGAGAGAGGAAAUCUUUCCUGCAAGAUGAUGUGGAUUGGCCAAAAUCUAACUUCCCUGUCUGAUUAUUAAGUCCAUAAACAGUUUGUCAGUUAAUUAUUUAGAAAAUGUAAUAUAUUGCUAAAUAAAACUACAUUUCACCCACUCUUAAUUUUAGCCAGGAACUUGGUAAAAAACAUUGUUUUCAAGUCACUAAACAACUGGUUGCUAUUAAAAAGUCACCUACUUAAUGUACUUCAAUAUUAUUUUUCGUAAUGUUUGGAGAGUUCUGAGAAAAAGUAAAAAACCUGCAUACCAGGAUAUAAAUAAUCAGUCCUUGUUUGCUACGCUACAUUGUCUCCCUUUGCCAGACCCUCCUCCAAAGUAAGCCCGAGGGGUGUCUGGCUACCCCUGCACUAGCUACUAUAGUCUAGCUAACUGUCUGGAUACUUUGCAGAUUUCUGAGGAGCAGUUAACCAUAGUCCUCAGAAAUCCAUUGGAGUUUAAAAUGCAGACACAAAGGAAGCCCAAGGCAACGAAUAUCCGACCUAAAUGAGUAAAGUCCGCAAAGCAACGGAGCAAUCCCGGAAGUGAAACGUCAAGGAUAUAGACUACCUCUACGUUACUGCUUUACCGCACCUGUAAGCACUUAAAAAUGCACAAAAGCCUCAAAAUAUGACUGAAAGACAGUCUUUUUGGUCAAAACCUUCCAGAUGAAGCAUGUUAUUGUCUGCUAUGUGUGGCUUUUAAACCAUACGCAAUGACCCUUUAAGUAAGUCAAACUGAAAGGGUUGAAACGUUACGGGAUCUAAGUGCUGGAUUUUAUCAGAUUUCAGUUUGGAUGACUUGCUCAGCUGCACUUUUUGCAGCGUAACAUUCCUACAACAUUUCACUGGAGCUCCGCAGGCGGCAGAUCCCUCCAAAGAUGCGUGUGCAGGUUUCUUCCACAGUGCCUUGUUGUAUAUUAUGUACACUUAUUUUGUUUUCCACGUGUGGUUUCUUUUUGGUAUAAUGUGCAAUGUUAUAUAAAUAUAUAUAUAUGAUAUAAUCACGCGGCUGUACAUUUUAUACUGUAAGUCUUUGCCUGAUGAUCACAUGGAGAUUUUCUCAAGAUUAAAAAUCUUGUUUUUGUAUUUUUCUCUACGCAGCAUCUGUUGUAUACUAUUGUUGUAUCUUGUUUCUUUUAAAUCUGCAUUAGCUGUGUUAUGUAUUGAAAGGAUGAUUCUAACAAUAAAUGAUUACACAUUGGGUCUG
Etheostoma spectabile (orangethroat darter) is the source of this 8687-nucleotide messenger RNA. It is a transcript of the gene myo10, whose product is annotated as myosin X. The transcript has 39 exons. The record is from RefSeq and is a predicted model, not a curated record. The coding region runs from base 268 to 5439 and encodes 1723 amino acids. Gene Ontology annotation, biological process: regulation of filopodium assembly; cytoskeleton-dependent intracellular transport; regulation of cell shape. Gene Ontology annotation, molecular function: ATP binding; plus-end directed microfilament motor activity; phosphatidylinositol-3,4,5-trisphosphate binding. Gene Ontology annotation, cellular component: cytoskeleton; filopodium; myosin complex. Lineage: Eukaryota; Metazoa; Chordata; Actinopteri; Perciformes; Percidae.